This is a messenger RNA of Gossypium arboreum, 1747 nucleotides long. RefSeq names its product probable WRKY transcription factor 21. The record is from RefSeq and is a predicted model, not a curated record. The transcript is spliced from 3 exons. Gene Ontology annotation, molecular function: DNA-binding transcription factor activity; sequence-specific DNA binding. Gene Ontology annotation, biological process: regulation of DNA-templated transcription. NCBI's taxonomy places the organism in Eukaryota, Viridiplantae, Streptophyta, Magnoliopsida, Malvales, Malvaceae. The coding region runs from base 508 to 1473 and encodes 321 amino acids.
AUUUUUUUAAUCUUUUUUAUAUUGUUUUUUAAAGUAUUAUUAGUAUAUAGUAGAAGGAGAAAAAAGGAGGUUGAGAGCUUUUGUUUUGUUCUUACGGCCGUUUUAUGAAUCCUCCAAAGCCAAAAACAAAGUCUUCCCUCUCACACUUUGCAAGUUUCAAUCUAAAAAGAAAUUAAAAAAAAAAAAGAACAUGGGAAGCAGAAUCUAGGGUUUGACAAGGUCUGUUUUUUUUUUUUGUUGGUAUUUUCUCCUUGUUCCUUCUCUUCUUGGUCUUCUAUGUUUUGGGAAAAAAAGAGGAAAAUUUGGUUUAAAUUUUGUUGAAAAAGGUUCUUGUUUGGUCUUUGGGUUAUCUCAAAAUUGAAAUUUGAAUGACGGGUCUUUUUUAAUUUUUUGUUUCCCUUUAAAGAUCUAGUAUUUUAGUGAAACUUUGUUGAUUCUGUGGUAUGUUUUUGUUUGGUUAAUUUUGGAUUUGGGGGAUAUCAGGGGUUUGUUUAUUGGUUUUUGGACAUGGAGGAGGUUGAAGAAGCUAACAAGGCAGCAGUGGAGAGCUGCCAUAGGGUUUUGAGUAUUUUAUCUCAGCCUAAAGAUCAGAUUCAAUAUAGAAAUUUAAUGGCUGAAACUGGGGAGGCUGUUUUUAGGUUCAAAAGGGUAGUCUCUCUUUUAAACACUGGUCUAGGACAUGCAAGAGUGAGGAAGAUGAGGAAAUUACAGACCCCUUUUCCUCAAAGCAUCCUUUUAGAUAAUCCACACCAUAAGGCUACAACUGAUAAUCCAUCCAAGAAUUUGCAGCUUGGUCCUCUUUAUUUAGGGAACAAUCACCAAACAGCCCAACCGGCAUCAUCAGGACACCAUCAUAUGCUUCAACAACAACAACAACAGUUUAGACAAAGAUUACAGCUCCAACAACAGCAAAUGAAGCAUCAAGCUGAGAUGAUGUUUAGGAAGAGUAACAGUGGGAUUAGCUUGAACUUUGAUAACUCUUGCUGCACACCUACCAUGUCAUCAACUAGGUCUUUUAUUUCUUCCUUGAGCAUAGAUGGUAGUGUAGCUAAGUUAGAUGGUGGUGGGGGUUCCUUCCAUUUCACUGGAGGGUCUCGUUCUUUGGAUCAAGGUCCCCGACACAAGAAGAAGUGCUCUGGUAGGGGUGAAGAUGGGAGUGUCAAAUGUGGAAGUAGUGGUAAAUGCCAUUGCUCCAAAAAGAGGAAACAUAGAGUGAAGAGAUCAAUCAAGGUGCCUGCAAUUAGUAACAAGCUAGCUGAUAUUCCUCCUGAUGAUUAUUCAUGGAGGAAGUAUGGACAGAAGCCAAUCAAGGGUUCUCCUCACCCUAGGGGAUAUUAUAAAUGUAGCAGUAUGAGAGGUUGCCCUGCCAGAAAGCACGUGGAGAGGUGCUUGGAAGAGCCAUCCAUGCUUAUUGUUACCUAUGAAGGUGAACAUAACCACCCAAGGUUACCAUCGCAAACAACGACAACAUAGUCUCUCAGGGGACCUAGCUAAGAUCGCUUCCUAGUGUUAAUGGUUAAAGCUUGAGUACAUAUUUUACAUGGUUUAAGCAUGGGGUAUAUUGGAGCAGUUUUUUUUUCCUUGGCAACCAACUUUAAAACCAAGUGCAAGAGGACCAAAAAGAAAACAAUUGUAGAAUUGGGGGGUUUAACUUGUAAGAACUAUUUUCAUCUUUCAUUGCAAUUAAUGCUUCAAAAAGGGUUUAUAACUUUUUGAAUUGAAUGAAACAUGCCAUCAAUUAAAUCCA